CUCAAACUUAUCCGCUGCUGUACAUCAUAGACGGCACACUGCUGUCUUCAGUUGUUUCAGGAACAACAGAAAGUGCACUCACUUGGAGUAAUCUGAAUUCAAAAUGCUGAAGAGAAAACCAUCAAAUGUUUCAGAGAAGGAGAAACAUCAAAAACCAAAGCGCAGCAGCAGUUUUGGGAAUUUUGAUCGUUUUCGGAAUAAUUCCAUAUCAAAACCAGAUGAUUCAGCUGAGGUAUGUGAAGGGGAACCCAUAAAUGAAAGUGGAGAACAAAAUAAGAUGUCAAAUAAUGGAGGAAGUUUAGGUAAAAAAAUGAGAGCUAUUUCCUGGACAAUGAAGAAAAAAGUGGGUAAAAAGUACAUCAAAGCCCUUUCUGAGGAAAAGGAUGAGGAAAAUCGAGAGGAUGCCCUCCCAUAUCGGAACAGUGACCCUGUGAUUGGGACACACACAGAGAAAAUCUCCCUCAAAGCCAGUGACUCCAUGGACAGUCUCUACAGUGGGCAGAGCUCAUCAAGUGGAAUAACAAGCUGUUCAGAUGGUACAAGUAACCGGGACAGCUUUCGACUCGAUGAUGAUAGCCCAUACUCCGGACCCUUCUGCGGCCGUGCCAGAGUGCACACCGAUUUCACACCAAGCCCCUAUGACACUGACUCCCUCAAAAUCAAGAAAGGAGACAUCAUAGACAUUAUCUGCAAAACGCCAAUGGGGAUGUGGACAGGAAUGCUGAACAAUAAAGUGGGAAACUUCAAAUUUAUUUAUGUGGAUGUCAUCUCAGAAGAGGAAGUAGCCCCCAAGAAAAUAAAGGCACAUCGAAGAAGUGAAAGGGAAAAACCCAAGACUCUGCAGGAGUUCUUAGAGAGGAUUCAGCUUCAGGAAUACACCUCAACACUUUUGCUCAACGGUUAUGAGACCCUAGAAGAUUUAAAGGAUAUAAAAGAGAGUCACCUCAUUGAAUUAAACAUUAAAAACCCAGAAGACAGGAUGAGGUUACUAUCAGCUGCUGAAAAUCUCCUCGAUGACGAAACUAUUCAGGAGGAAGAAAAUGAAUCUGUGCCCCUAUCCUUAAGCCCAGACAUCUCCUUAAAUAAGUCACAGUUAGAUGACUGCCCAAGAGACUCUGGUUGUUAUAUCUCAUCAGAAAAUUCAGAUAAUGGCAAAGAAGAUCUGGAGUCUGAAAAUCUGUCUGACAUGGUACAGAAGAUUACGAUCACAGAGCCAAGUGACUGAACACACAUUCUCUGUAUCUACAGAAGCAUUCCAUUUUAACUCUUCUUGAGCUAAAAGAUCAAAUAGCAGAGGAAGAGAAGUAUUUGUAGAUACAACCUAAAGUUAAAACGUUUUAAUCUGAAUGACUGCACAUAAAAGUUCGUAUCUCUAACAUUCUCAAUUAUUGUAAAUAAUAUGUAUAUUUAUUAUUUUAAAUGCUGCAUGUUAAUAUCUCACUUACCUAUAUUAGAAAAAGUAUAUGUAAGUCUUUGUUAUGUGUGACAUAAGCUUUUUUUGGCUUUCUUUUAGAAGUGCAAAAUGAUAAAUUCUACAAAAAAAAAAAGAAAACCUACGUUUUUCAUACCUGUAAGUUUUAAUUUGUGUAUAUGAUUGAAUGAAUAGUAAUGGAGCAUGUGUCUGCUUAACCAGUUGUCCAACCAGCAUUUACACUUAUUUUUAUACUUACUGGAAUAGUAUGAGUUCAUAUUGGAGACAUGUUAUCCUGAUCCACAGUGGAGUGUUAGUAAUGAUUUUUUGUUGAUUUCUUCACUGUUAUCUCGUAUAAAAAUAUAGAUAAUAUAUUGUCAAUCAUGAUUUAGUAAAACUAAUUUUAAUAAUUGUACAGAUGUUUCAUCUUUAAAUGUAAAUAUUUUUAAUUGUGAAAUACCUUAAUUUUAAUAAUAAAAAGAACCAUGUGCAU
This is a messenger RNA of Ceratotherium simum simum (southern white rhinoceros), 1904 nucleotides long. Its product is annotated as SAM domain-containing protein SAMSN-1. Gene Ontology annotation, molecular function: phosphotyrosine residue binding. Gene Ontology annotation, biological process: negative regulation of peptidyl-tyrosine phosphorylation; negative regulation of B cell activation. Gene Ontology annotation, cellular component: cytoplasm; nucleus. The record is from RefSeq and is a predicted model, not a curated record. NCBI's taxonomy places the organism in Eukaryota, Metazoa, Chordata, Mammalia, Perissodactyla, Rhinocerotidae.